UCUAGGUCUAAAUUGUUUGGAUUUUGUUGACAUGAACUUACUGCUCAUUUGAAUUGUGCUACACUAGGCCUAGUUAGAGAGAUUGAAAGAUGAGCUCCAAAAAAGUUGUAAAACCGGCCAACCCUUCAGGGUUGUCAAAAGGAGGUAUUAGUUUAUCUGGCUUCAGUUUCAAACAGCUGGAGAAGGAAGAAGAAGAAGAUUUAACAGAAUUUACUGGGAAAUAUGAAAAAGUUGUUGAAGAAUCUCAAAAAAAUUUGAAAAAAAAUCAUGAACGCUCUCCAUCUACUUCUUCCAUUUCAUCUACUUCUUCUGGACAAGGAGAUUCAAAAGGACUGGACAAAAACAGUUCAGAAGUGUCAAGUGAUUCACCUAAAAUUUUACAAAAACCACCCAGCAUUCUUUCCCUUGACACUUCUAACUCUCCGCUAAAGAAUGCUGCAAGGGCAAAGCUUGAAUCUUCGAAAGAAAUAUUUUCAGGGCUAAAGGGUAAAUUAACGGAGAAAAUAUCUCGUACGAUUGAAGAGUUUUCUGGUGACUCUAAUAGCCCAAGUCCAGAUAAAGAAAAAACAAAAGCAUUCCACUUGCAAAAAAGCAACAGUUUUGGGCCCAUUGAAAAAGUAACUAAUACUCAGGUACAUUCAGCAUCUCAUGAAACAAUGACAGUACCAAAUUCAUCCAUUAAAAAUCCUGAAGAAUCAAACACACACUUGGAAAGUAAUAUCACCACGUCUAUUAUAGAACAAAAAAAUUCUAAUGACAAAGAAUCUCUGGCUUCCCAGUCAGAUUUAGAUAAGACUUCAGAGGUAAGCUUAACAUUCCCAGAAAUUGUUGAAGAUCACCCUUUAGCCUUGAAGGAACCCGAGGACAACUUUGAAGAUGCCAUUGAAGCUACGACGAACAACAGCUCCAAAUUAAAAGCAGCUGUUAGUAAUGAAUCACUAGAAUUCCAUGAUCCAAGAAAUGAGGAUUCCCUUGAGUUUAAAGAACAUUUCACUAGUGAACCUUUUGAAGACUUCACAGGACUUCACACUUCAACAGAGUUUAGGCCUCAGUCUAGAAUACGACAACUGAUUAAAAAAAAAGAAAAAAAAACAUCGGUCAUCGCUACAAUGUCCGGUUUGCACUCGACACCGGACGAGGAACUGGCAAAGAUGUGGGAACCAAACAAAAGUGAAAAACCUGAGAAGACUGAAAUUAAAGGAAGUAAACCAAAUGAAACAAUAAAGCCAGCAGUCGCUGAAUCUUCGUCCAAAACUAUUCUACGACAGUUGAGCCUUGAAGCUGCCUUGCCAUAUCAAAAGCUGGUAUCUGUGAUAGCCGCACUGUUUGCUUACAUGAUUAUUCCUUUGCCGCCUUAUAUAUCAGGACUAUUUAUGGGAGCACUCGUCACAGCCUUAGGCGGCUGUUUGUACAUUUGGCUGAUGAAGCCGCCCCCUGUUCCAGAGCCAGUUAUUCUCCCUCCUGUUGAUCAAGCACCCAUUCCUGAAAUGAAAUCAGUUUCUGAAGGGGAUGAAUUUUCAUAUAAGGGCUGGAUGAAUGAACUGACAGACUACAACUUAAAUGACUACCACAUCAACCGAACGCAUUCUGUUUUUAUCAGCCUGGAAGGCACGCGCCUGAGAAUGCAGCGUCCAAAGAACCCAGUCCCUAAGCGUGCCAUGUGGGACGAGCAACCUAUCAAACCUAAUUUCAUCCACCAACGUCACUUUGAUCUCAAUGGUGCUAGUGUCUAUUUACUUCCGGAAGGUCUCGUUAAAAAAAGAAUUUGGAGUAAAAAAUACCCAAUUUGUAUCACCCUGCCUAAUAGUAAGAAGCCGGAUAGUGAAGAUGUUAAACUCAAGCACACUUCAUCUGAGCCUUUGAUGACUCAUAAAAAAGAGGAUCUCUCUGACAUGGGCUUUGAGAUCAUCACAGAGGACAAGUGUGAUCACAAUGUGUUGUAUCUGUUCGCCAGGACUGGGAGGGAGAAGGAGGAGUGGUUCAAGAGAUUCUUUGCUGCUGCUUCCGCCAGGCCUUUAGGUAAUCAUAUUCUAGAGAUGAAACGAGCCGUAUCCAAUUGUUCAGGUACACAAAAAAAACCAGUAGAGGCUCGACAUAAGCGAGAAGGUUCAGUAGAUUCAACAUCGUCUGAUACUGAUUCUCCAAAAAAAGAGGCUGUAGAUAUUCUGACAUUUGCUCACUACAUGGGGAGGCUGAUGCCAGCUGGGUCUGAUGCUUCAAGCCCCGUACAUUCAGCAGGAGAGAAAAACAAGGAUGACAGUGGCAAUACCUUGGGUUCAAGGGUCAGCACAUCAGGCCCUAUCAUUUGUGAUAGCCAGCUGUUCUGGGUCAACGCCUUGAUUGGACGAUGUUUUUUUGACUUCUUGCGUGAUAAAUGGUGGAUAGACAAAGUGACUGAAAAGCUCCAGCGUAAACUUAGUAAAAUACAUGUGCCAUACUUUAUAGAAGAGCUGCAGGUCACUGACAUCCACAUGGGCUAUGAGGUUCCAGCCAUUCGUCAUGCAGGCAAGCCCUAUUUAGAUGAGCGAGGGUUCUGGAUUGACAUGGACAUUACCUACUCUGGCAGCUUUAAGAUGACCAUUGAGACCAAGAUCAAUUUGAUGAAGUUGAAGAAGUCACCUCACGUGUCAGCAGGGAAGGGUCAUUCUGUUGACCAUGCUAAAUCUCCUAUUACUGAUUCUGAGGAGGAAGACAGUGCUGAAUCCUCUACUGAUGAGGAAGAGGAAGCGCCACCAAGUAAUGAAGAGAGUCCCUCUGGCGGGGGAACCAGCAAGAAACUUUUGCGCUACCUCAACAAAAUCACUCAAUCCAAGUAUUUUCAUAAAGCCACAGAGUACGGAGUCAUCAAACGUGCCAUGGAAAAUGUCUCAAACACACCUCUCACAUUGACUGUCACAGUGAACAGUCUCAUAGGGACACUAGCACUCAACAUUCCCCCACCACCAUCUGAUAGAUUAUGGUAUGGUUUCCGUAGGAACCCCCAUCUCCGCCUCUCAGCCAAGCCACAGGUUGGUGAGCGCGCAGUCACCAUAACACACAUUACAGAGUGGAUUGAGAACAAAUUGGCCAUUGAGUUUCAGCGUGUGUUUGUGAUGCCCAACAUGGAUGAUCUUGUCAUUCCAAUUUUGAUUCCUGGACCUCAAGGUGCAACAUGCAUCUCAAGAUCAGUCUCUUUGUGAUACCCUGAGGAGCACCCGGUCCCCUUGCAGUUAACUGCCCACGCAGUACAGCUUUUGGCUGUCAGUAUUUUCAUCCAUCUUUGUUUUACCUAGUCAGAACUUUUUGUUUUAUUAAAGAGUGAGUAGUCCCCUUUUUUUAAACUGUGAAACUACUAUAGCAGCUACAGUAGAAUCACACAGAUGUUAUACAUUUUUUUAAAAUGUAAAGGUCUUUUUAUUACUUUUGAGUUGGCAAUAUCAGUGCUGUAAGGUGCAAAUUUGCUCACCCAAAGGUAAUGUUCAGAAAUUGAUUACGAACUGAUCUUUAAUUUAAAUGUGUUGUGUCCACCUUGCAUUUAUCAUUAUCUGAUGAAUGCCAGAUAAAUAAAGGAUGCUACUGCUAGACAUUAUACAGGCCAUACUAUGCCUUCAUAUGCUGUGACAAUAAAAAUAAAAAGAUAAACUACUUCAUUUUUUAUUAACUACAUACAAUAGGGUAUUUUACUUUACUUUUUAUUGCCUAACUAUAGCUAUCAGUAAGUUGUGUUGCUCAUUCUUAGACGUUUUACAUUGUAUGACUUUGAAUUUCUUGCAUGUAGUGCCUCAACACAAAACGUGUACCUUAAACACAGUGCUUUAAUUUAUUUUAAUCGUUAAAACAUUACCUGAGUCAUUUGAAGCAAUGCAAAUGAGAACUAGCUAAAAGUUAAUGCAAGCAUAAUUUAAAGCAGUGCACACGGUUUUGUGUGAGAGAUGCCACAUAAUAUGAAUUUAAAAUUUUAUUUAAAGACAAGCCUGUGAUUCAUGACAAUUUAUUUUUAUUUAUGCCUUCAAUAUUUUGUUAAUUUUUGUUGCAAUAUUUUUUAAAUUGGCUUAUAAUUUUGUUUUAAUGCAUUUUUUCACAUUCGUGGAAGAAAAAAAAAUAUCAAGCAACUUACAUUAACAUGGUUGUGAAUAUUAUGAUGUGAUUAUUUUACAUGCUGUACUCUAUCAAUUUGUUGAGCCAUGUGUACUCACUGUACAAGGGCUCAUGGUUACAUUGCUUCUGGUAAAAACUAAAAGAUAAGGAGCUUGAAUAAAAGUGAGUUAAAUAUAAAAACUAUGGACUUCUAUUUACCGCUUUAGCCAUAGAAACCCCAGCUAAAAAAAAAUUUUUACGCAAGAAAUUAUUUGAAAAAAAAAAAAAAACAUUGUUUAUAAAAAAUUCCUGAUUUAUAAACCUCUUAUGCUAUGUUGUAUAACAGAAAUACAACUGUAAGUUGAUUGUUGAUGCUAGUCCUGUGAUGGUGUUGUUACACAUAUCAGCAAAGAACCUUGAAUGAUACAACCCUCCUUCCCCCCGCCCCUCCUCCCUGUGAGUUCAGUAGUCAUGUUGCUGACCAUUAAUCAUGGAAAUUAAUUUAUAUAAUGAGAUGAAACUGGCUAAAUACAAUAAAAAGAUUGAGUAUAUCAAUUAAAUUAUUGUUCAUGUUGAAUUUUAUCCAUACUAUGUGAAAACCAGUAAUAAAAUAGUGAUCUCUUUCACUAAUUGAUGUUGCUAUGUAAGUGUGUCAUCUGUUUUUUAGUGCAUAUGCUAGUAACUAGCUUGGUAUUACAAAGUUGGUGUGCUCUUAUGUUAGCUUGAUGUAUUACUUUCAGAAGAAUUUGUGUGAUGAAUGCUCUCAUGAUGAAUUGUCAGUAAACUUUAUACAUUGCUCUUUACCAAGAGACUGCCAUGUGUGUAGAUGCAGUAAUGAAAAUAAAUGUUAUCAGCCAUU
This is a messenger RNA of Physella acuta, 4915 nucleotides long. RefSeq names its product testis-expressed protein 2. Gene Ontology annotation, cellular component: endoplasmic reticulum. Gene Ontology annotation, molecular function: lipid binding. NCBI's taxonomy places the organism in Eukaryota, Metazoa, Mollusca, Gastropoda, Physidae. The record is from RefSeq and is a predicted model, not a curated record.